CUUCUUGAAGCUGUUAUUCUCAGAAUCAAGCUCUCUUCAAGAUUCUCUCUGAAUGAUCACACAGGGUCAUAUAUCACUGUGUUGACUGAGAGGAGAAAUGAUGUCACAAUGGUAAUAAGAGAGACAGAGAAAGGACUGAACACAGACAAAUCAAUUA
Blastomyces gilchristii SLH14081 is the source of this 157-nucleotide messenger RNA. RefSeq lists its product as uncharacterized. NCBI's taxonomy places the organism in Eukaryota, Fungi, Ascomycota, Eurotiomycetes, Onygenales, Ajellomycetaceae. The record is from RefSeq and is a predicted model, not a curated record. The transcript has a single exon. The annotation marks the transcript as partial.